Symbiodinium sp. CCMP2592 is the source of this 1532-nucleotide messenger RNA. Lineage: Eukaryota; Dinophyceae; Suessiales; Symbiodiniaceae. The record is from the annotation of a GenBank genome assembly.
GUCACUCAGAUCACGAUGAGUAUCUACAGCCACUGCCUGAGUAUCAUGGAUCGGUGUGCACCCGAAGUUGAUAUCUUGGCAGACCUAUGGCGCAAUGAUAUUGUUGACCUACCAUCGCGAAUUAACAACAUUCAGGUCUUUGAUCAUUGGUGGUCAACGCCGGCCUCUCAUGCGACAGUUGGCUGGUUAAAGAUGCGUAUCCGCUUGAUCUUGAUUGCCUUGCUGGUCUCCACGGAUCCGACUUGUAUACUUCAGGAGGUCUGCAGUUGGUUCGGCGUUUAUGAUUGGCUUUGUCUCCAUCGGUGGUCGCCUCAGAAGCACCGGCUCACGCUUGAUGGAUCUGCCUGUUGGGGACUUGAGUGGUCACUGAUUACGCAAUUUGCAGCUUGGUGGUUCCAGCUUCGUGAAAAGGCCACGGGAAUCGUCCGCUCCAUCAGCUCCAGUUUCUCGAGAACCACUCCCGAGGAGGUACAAUGCCCAGGUACUGUGGCUAGGUCAGCUGGCUCGGCGCAGCCAGUUACAGCUGCUUCCUCCUCCAGCCCUGCACCUCUAGUCCUGAAGGAACGGAUCGACAAGGUCAAUGUGGACACUCGGGCCCAGACAACAACGCCCAACAGCUCUCUCCGCCAGAUGACUCGCAAGGAGCUCAAGUCCAUGCGGAAGGCUCAGAAGGCAGCCACUGCAGCAUACAAUCAAGUGAAAGCGGCUCGUGAGGGAAGCCACACAGAAAUGGAUGCUGCGGGAAAGUGCUCAGAUGAACCUGCAGGGACCCCCUCUGCUUCCUCAAAAAUCAAGGCACGCCCUCGGCGCGUUCAGGCAGUACGGCAAUCGCAGGCUGUGCCCUUGAAGAGCAAGAAGAGCAAGAAGGGCUCCAUUCGCGAGUCUUUUGCGAAAAGCAAGAGCAAAGCUUCUGAUGAGAUACCAGUGGUGAAUGCACAAAGCAGUGCAACCGAUGGCGCCCGAGCUAACCCUGUUGGUGCUGCUGCUUCGUCCUCUAUGCCUGAGUCUGUACCGAUACAAGAUGACAUUAUGAUUCAGCGACAACAGCAGCUCCUAGCUAUGCAGGAGUACGCCGCCAAGAGACGCUCUCAGCUUCGACAGCAGGCCCUCCUAGUACAGCAACAGGCAGCUGGAAAUGCUGCAAAUGCAGCUACCCCUGCGGCAGAUUUAUCAGCAGAUCCUGCAGAACGUGCUCCGGCUUCCUCUGCGUACGCGAAAAAGUUCCCUCUUGUUCACAGACCGAAGUAUAUCUCACAACUGGCAUACCGCAUCUUCAAUUCCAUUGCAACCCUGGUCGGUGCCCUCCCAGGUCAGCUUCGUGAACUAUGGCCAAUGCCUCAAUAUUCCCCGGAUGCUCACCAUAGGAUCUGGAGGAAAAGCAGUGACUCUUUUGCCCUGUGGUUGCUGAAGGUCGGGAGAUACUUUGGCAUUGCAGACAAGCUGAAGUGGGUGAAGGCAUGGUGCACCUUGAUGCUCAGGCUGCUUCACAUUAUCACAGCUUUCAUUCUCCCAGCUGAGCUGCAUGCACUAUG